GUUUCAAAAUAACGUAUCAAUCUCAGCAUUCUAAGCACACUCUUUUCUACAACCACCACCUUGCCUGAAAAGCCCUAAAACAUAAAAUAUAUAAAAACUUAACAAAAAAGCGGUUCUAGAGUCGCCUCUUGUGUCCGUCUCGUCUCGUUGAUCUCUAUUCGGCUUGGUCAUGCUUAUCCACGUUCCCUAGUCAAAGAAAAAGUACUCAAGCAGUAACGACCCCACAAACCCAGAAAAAAAAAACAUGUCUUCCGCUCCUGAGGCUGCAUCGAUCGUCCAACCCGACGCUGCCGCGGUGUCUGCUCCGGCACCUGCCCCUUACAAUCCGGCUCCCCAGCACUCGGUGGCUUCUCCCUCCGCUUCUCUCUACGUCGGGGAGCUCGAUCCCACCGUUAGUGAGGCGAUGUUGUUCGAGAUUUUCAAUAUGAUUGGCCCUGUCGCCAGCAUUCGCGUGUGCCGCGAUGCAGUCACUCGUCGCUCCCUCGGCUACGCGUACGUCAAUUACUUGAAUACGGGUGAUGGCCAACGUGCCCUUGAACAACUUAACUAUUCCCUUAUCAAGAAUCGUCCUUGCCGUAUCAUGUGGUCCCAGCGUGAUCCCGUCUUGCGCAAGACCGGCCAAGGUAAUAUUUUCAUCAAGAAUCUUGAUGAACAGAUCGACAACAAGGCUCUCCAUGACACGUUCGCUGCCUUUGGAAACGUGUUGUCUUGCAAGGUCGCUACCGACGAACAAGGCAGGUCCAAGGGAUAUGGCUUCGUUCAUUACGAGACCGCCGAGGCCGCCGACACCGCCAUCAAGGCUGUCAACGGAAUGCUUCUCAACGACAAGAAAGUUUACGUCGGCCACCACAUCUCUCGCAAGGAACGCCAAUCCAAAAUGGAGGAGAUGAGGGCUCAAUUCACCAACGUAUACGUCAAGAAUAUUGACUCUUCUGUCACUCCGGGGGAGUUUGAGGCGCUCUUCCAACAAUUUGGCAACGUGACUUCUGCUGUCAUCCAGUUCGACGAGCAUGGCAACAACAAGGGAUUCGGUUUCGUCAACUUCGAGAGUCAUGAAGGUGCCCAAAGGGCUGUUGAAAAUCUUCAUGACAAAGAAGUGAAUGGCAAGAAUCUCUAUGUUGCUCGCGCGCAAAAGAAGGCUGAGCGCGAAGAGGAAUUGCGCAAGUCUUAUGAGCAAGCGAAGAUGGAGAGGCUUAGCAAAUAUGCUGGUGUCAAUUUAUACAUCAAGAACCUGGAGGAUGACAUCGAUGACGACAAACUUCGUGCUGAGUUCGAGCCGUUUGGUACCAUCACGAGCUGCAAGGUUAUGCGUGAUGAGAAGAACAUGUCCAAGGGUUUCGGUUUCGUUUGUUUCUCGUCCCCAGAUGAGGCUACCAAGGCUGUUGCCGAGAUGAACAACAAGAUGAUUGGCUCGAAACCUUUGUACGUUUCUCUGGCGCAACGCCGGGAAAUCCGCCGACAGCAACUGGAGAGCCAGAUUGCUCAGCGUAACCAGAUCCGCAUGCAACAGGCUGCGGCUGCUGGUAUCCCCGGCGCGUAUAUCAAUGGCCCUAUGUAUUAUCCUCCCGGUCCCAACGGAUAUCCUCAAGGUCGCAACAUGAUGGGUUACGGCCAGCCUGGUAUGAUGCCGCCUCGUCCUCGCUAUCCUCCCGGUGGCGCACAGGUGCCAGGUAUGGCUAUGCCCUACGGUGCACCGCCCCCUCAAUACGGUAUGCAAGGGUAUCCUCGCCCUCCCCGUCCUCCCGUUGCUCGUGGCCCCGGCUCAUCUCCAACCAAUUCAACAGCUCCCAUGCCUCGCUCUAACGUACCCAACAACAAUUCUCCACGCCCAGGCCCGCCUCCCAGCGGUGCAGCUGGUACGCGUCCACCUCCGGCGGGUGCUCCUGCGCCAGGCGCGCGCAACCAACAACCUUACAAACUUAACCCUCAGACUCGCAAUGCUCCCCCUGCGGUUGCUCCUGUUCCACCCCAGCCUGAGGUUCCCACUCUCUCGGCCGCGACUCUUGCUAACGCAUCGCCCAUGGAACAGAAGCAAAUGUUGGGCGAAGUUAUUUACAUGAGAAUUGCUCCUUUGCAUCCUGAUCUGGCCGGGAAGAUCACCGGUAUGCUUCUGGAAAUGGACAAUACCGAGCUUUUGCACCUGCUUGAUUCGAAUGAAGCUAUGGAUUCCAAGAUUUCGGAAGCCCUCAAUGUCCUGAACGAUUUCGCCAAAGGGCAGGAUAUGACUACUGCUGCUGCUUGAAAGAUUGCUGGAGGAGGCGGAGGCGGUGGGUGAUAGUGGGUAGUGCUUUUUGAGCAGCGGCUGGCUGCUCGUCCCUUCCUUUUUACCGUUUUCUCGCAACAAGAGUAGGGUUGGUCAUCCGUGACCUCUGCCUUUGCGCCGAGUGUCCGUUGAAUUCUGGGUAUUGGUGGUGGUCGUUCCUUUGUGUACUAGUAAAGGAACGGAGGUUGAUACAACUGCUUCUAUCUCAAAUGUGGUUUGAAU
Messenger RNA from Pisolithus orientalis, 2485 nucleotides. RefSeq names its product polyadenylate binding protein. The record is from RefSeq and is a predicted model, not a curated record. NCBI's taxonomy places the organism in Eukaryota, Fungi, Basidiomycota, Agaricomycetes, Boletales, Pisolithaceae. The transcript has 8 exons. Bases 245 to 2242 code for a protein of 665 amino acids. Gene Ontology annotation, cellular component: ribonucleoprotein complex; cytoplasmic stress granule; cytosol. Gene Ontology annotation, molecular function: poly(A) binding; poly(U) RNA binding; mRNA 3'-UTR binding.